AUGUUUUCCUUUUCAAAAAUAUCAUCUUUCACUUUAACUUCCAAAGUUUUUAUUAAUUUGGUUUUUUUUCGUCAGCAAUUUCGAAAUUUUCAUUAUUCAACAGUAUAUUAUAAUAUUAUAAAGAAAUAUACUAAAGAGCAUGAAUGGAUUUCUUUUAAUGAUAAUGGAGUUGGGGUAGUUGGUAUAACAAAUUAUGCUCAGAAAGCUUUAGGUGAUGUUGUUUUUGUGGAAUUACCGGAACCUGGGUUAGCAUUUGUUAAAGGAGAUACUAUUGGUGCAGUUGAAAGUGUUAAAUCUGCAAGUGAUAUAUAUGCACCUUUAUCUGGUCAGGUAAUUGAAUCUAAUAAAUCACUGUUGGAAAAUCCAGGUUUGAUUAAUAAAGGUGCUGAGUCUAGUGGAUGGAUAUGUAAAGUAAAAAUAGCUGAUAUUCAAGAAGGUGAUGAUCUUAUGGAUAUUGAUAGUUAUAAAAUGUAUUGUGAUGAAUAA
Molecule: messenger RNA, 486 nt
Organism: Pneumocystis jirovecii RU7
Lineage: Eukaryota; Fungi; Ascomycota; Pneumocystomycetes; Pneumocystales; Pneumocystaceae
Product: glycine cleavage system H protein
Exons: 4
Coding region: 1-486 (161 amino acids)
Biological process (GO): protein lipoylation; glycine decarboxylation via glycine cleavage system
Cellular component (GO): cytoplasm; mitochondrion; glycine cleavage complex
Source: RefSeq, a predicted model, not a curated record